Messenger RNA from Pocillopora verrucosa, 3470 nucleotides. RefSeq names its product dual specificity protein phosphatase CDC14A. Gene Ontology annotation, cellular component: mitotic spindle; spindle pole; cytoplasm. Gene Ontology annotation, molecular function: protein tyrosine phosphatase activity; protein tyrosine/serine/threonine phosphatase activity; protein serine/threonine phosphatase activity. Gene Ontology annotation, biological process: cilium assembly; microtubule cytoskeleton organization; protein dephosphorylation. The record is from RefSeq and is a predicted model, not a curated record. Lineage: Eukaryota; Metazoa; Cnidaria; Anthozoa; Scleractinia; Pocilloporidae.
GUCGAACUGUAAAAGAAUGGAGUAAGCGAGUUCGGUUGUAGACUUUUACGAAGAUUUCUGUUCCUUUUUACUUGAUUUAAACAUCAUGGCCGAUGAAAGCGAGCUAUCAAACGCAAGCGAGUUUAUAAAAGAUCGAUUGUACUUCAUCACUCUGCGAAACAAGCCCAGACAUACUGAAUCUGUUCAUUACUUCUGUGUAGAUGAUGAAUUGGUGUAUGAGAAUUUUUACGCCGACUUCGGACCCUUGAAUCUUGCUAUGCUGUAUCGCUACUGUUGUAGGCUUUACAAGAAGCUUAAGUCUUUCUCUUUGGCAAAGAAAAAGAUUGUUCACUACACCUCGUUCGAUAGCAGGAAGAGGGCAAAUGCUGCAUAUUUAAUUGCAUCAUAUUCAAUAAUCUACCUGAAGAGAAGUCCAGAAGAGUCUUAUAGACCACUGAUAAAAAAUGGCUGCAACCCACCAUUUCUUCCAUUUAGAGAUGCAUCCUUUGGAACAUGUUCAUACAACCUUUCUCUAAUGGAUGUUUUAAAUGGCCUUUACAAGGGAUUACAAAAUGGGUUUUUUAACUUUGAAACUUUUGAUGUAGAAGAGUAUGAACAUUAUGAGAGAAUUGAAAAUGGGGAUUUCAACUGGCUGUUACCAGAUAAAUUUUUGGCAUUCAGUGGACCUCACAAUAAAAGUAGAAUUGAGAAUGGUUAUCCUCUGCAUGCCCCAGAAGCCUACAUCCCUUACUUCAAAAAGCACAAUAUUACAGCAGUUGUAAGACUCAAUAAGAAAUUCUAUGAUGCAAAGAGGUUUACAGAUCAUGGUAUUGAACAUUUUGACCUGUUCUUUGUGGACGGCAGUGUGCCAAGUGAUAUGAUUGUCAGGCGUUUCUUGACAAUAGCGGAAAAUGCCAAAGGAACUGUUGCAGUUCACUGCAAAGCUGGUCUUGGUAGAACUGGGACGUUAAUAGCGUGUUACUUGAUCAAGCAUUACCGAUUCACUGCUGCAGAAGCUAUUGCCUGGUUAAGAAUUUGCCGUCCUGGAUCAGUUAUUGGACCUCAGCAGAAUUUUUUGGAAGAAAAACAAGCCAGCUUGUGGAUACAAGGGGACAUUUUUAGAACGAGAGAAAAAGAGAAGGCUGAAAAAGCAGUGGAUCGCUGUGGAGUGAGUCGGCUUAUUAGUGGAGUGGACACCAUCAAGAUUGAAGAUUCUGUCAAUACAAGGCCCAGUAAACUGUACAAGGAUCUUACGCCCAUGUUACGUGCUACACCCACUUCAGGCGCGUCUUUGCUCAGUGAACGUAGCAGCAUCCUUGCCUCCAAAGAGAUAACGGUCAGUAAAGAUUCUAAUGACAAUGAGGAACCAACACAAGGAGAUGAACUGAGGCGAUUGAAGACCAGCCGUUCAUUGCGUCAUCCGCGAUCGGCAACAACGGGUGCUUUAAAACUGGAGGAUGGUAGAUUAGGUCACACUCGCUCCACGACUGGACAAUCGUUGAAGCUUGCGAACGCGUCGACAAUGCAGUCAGUAAUGUCACCGCUGAAAACAUCCAAAGUUUCUGCUUUACCGAGAAGAACAACAAGGACCUCGUCCCACAUGUUACGAAGUCGUAUGACAUCAUCACGUGUGAGCAGUAGAGCACUGAACUUGGCAGCCCUUGCCAAAACAUAACCAACUACUAAAUACUCAGCGGGUCCUUUUAAUGUUAGCUUACUGAACUGAUUCAAGUAACGAUGAAAUACUGCUGAGCAUCGGCUUCAACAGACGACGAGUUCAGUCUGUUGUGAAAAACCCUUCCCGGUUGUUGAAGGCAGAUCAGUGUGGCUAGUUCAGUAGAGGUAUCAGUAAGUAUUUUGUGGAAUAAUAUGCCAAUUAAGAAGGAUGCCCCGAUCAAGAGUUAAAGAAAGUGUAAUUAGGUUAUUGUGGGAUAUGGAGCGAUUGUAGAGCGAGUGAUUUGGUUUUACAUUUUGAUUUGAAUAGUCGCAGGUUUUGAGUGAUGGUCAUGUUGUAAAAUGGGAACUUUUUUUACUGUCUUUGUACAGAUAAACAACUUGUUACGAAUGCUAAUUUAUUAUUAAGACAUAUUUCAGUAUGAUUAGGUUUUUAAGAAAAGUAAGAGUAUCGAGUGAUCACUGAAAUAUAUAAAGUUCUUCGUAUAUAUAUUUUUUUGGCGUUGUUGUACAACGCUGUGAUGGUCACACAACGCGGUGAAGUUCACGCACUCUGUCUGUCACGCAGAGAGUGUAACGCGAGCUCAGUAGCUUUCAAGAAGUCUACCUGAAGGCUUCUGCUGUUUCCUUUGCUUUACUGGUAAAACUCAGGAAAUAGUGGUGUCGUGGGAAGUUAGUUUUAGAUUGAAGUGAUUUUAUAGAAUAUUGAUGCAUUGGAUAUGGUCCUUCAUGUGUCCUGAAACAAGAGUGAUGUGGUAGGAUUAUAAGGGCAUAAUUCAUGAUGCCCUGAUUCGGCUCUUUUACAACGGUAAAACGAACGUUAGUUUUGAGGAAACCAUAACAUAUUGAUUUGGUUAAAUAGACAAACAGCAAUGUGGUAUUCAUAAACCAUGGGCAAGGAAGAUCUAGGAUGGAGAAGAUUCGAACGGAUUUUAAAUGAAGAACUUGUAAACUUUUCUCCAAUGUUUUUCAAGUGGCAUAAACUUUGACGUACAGUAGCCCCCUUCGCUUGAGAUUUAAUCUCAGUAGUACACUGAAUGCGUUUAAAUUUCGUUCAUACUACGUCAAAAUUGUAAGUUGCACGUUUACAGAUGAUGGUAGCGAUGGAGUAUUUUUCCUUUGGUUUAAAGAGUUUUUUCCAGAGCUGAUAGUGUUGAAAUCCUCUUAAAGUGUGUACCAAUAGAAGAAAAAAAAAUAAUUGUAAAUUGUGCAAGAGAAAUUAUUUCAAACUCUGAUUUGAAAAUUCGAUAGGAACUUUGUUGUUGUAUGUACAAAUUACUGUCGUUGUAAUCUGGUACGUUUGUAUUAUACAUUAUUUUUGUAUGGACCAUUUCCAAUAAGAAAUGCAAUUUUAGGGGAUUGUUUAAGAGGAAGUUAAGGUAUUUAGCUACAGUUUGCAGAUUUGAUAUACUUAACCGUGCGUAAUUUUAACCGUACAUGUUUAAUGCUCUCAAUCGCGAUUUAGAAUAUUUGAAUAUGACAAAUACUUACCAAAAACUCUAUUAACUAUUUUAGUUUUUAUCAAUUUUUGUUGUCAUGCUGUUUAAAGGAUCAUAUUCGCAUUACAUUGUUGAGACUAUAUAGUUUGCUGUGGCAAAAUCUCGAAACUCGUCCUGUCGUCAAUUAACUUACUUUCUUUUGCAAGAAUGCAAGGCAUUCCUAGUUUUAAAAAAACGUUGGGUUCUAUAUAUUGUGACUACCUCAUAAUUUUCCCAAAACUGUGUGAGGAAAUUAUACUAACUUUAUUUUAAGCUUUCUUACUCUUUUAUUAUCGAGAGUAACGUGUUUAUAUGUAUUAAAAGGUCAUAUAUUGCCUU